Messenger RNA from Sitodiplosis mosellana (orange wheat blossom midge), 1104 nucleotides. RefSeq names its product spermidine synthase (gene SpdS). The coding region runs from base 96 to 965 and encodes 289 amino acids. Gene Ontology annotation, cellular component: cytosol. The transcript is spliced from 4 exons. Gene Ontology annotation, molecular function: spermidine synthase activity. NCBI's taxonomy places the organism in Eukaryota, Metazoa, Arthropoda, Insecta, Diptera, Cecidomyiidae. The record is from RefSeq and is a predicted model, not a curated record. Gene Ontology annotation, biological process: spermidine biosynthetic process.
CGAAGACGCUUGCAAUGAUUCAGUUGAUGUUUGCUUGGUUUUGACACUGGUCUUCAUCAAUUUUUUGUACAUUUCGUUCAAAGACACAUCUCAACAUGGACGCAAUUCAAAACGGAUGGUUUAGUGAAAUUAACGAUCUUUGGCCCGGCCAGUGUUUUUCAUUGAAAGUCAAAGAAGUUUUGCACGAAGAACGUUCCGAUUUACAAGACAUCAAACUCAUUGACACGUUUGCACAUGGUCGUGUGUUAAUCUUAGACGGGAUAAUUCAAUGCUCUGAAAAAGAUGAAUUUUCCUAUCAGGAAAUGAUCUCGUAUUUGCCGCUUUGCUGCCAUCCGAACCCUGAAAACGUGCUCAUCGUCGGCGGCGGCGAUGGAGGUGUGGCACGUGAAGUGGUCAAGCAUCCCAACGUGAAAAAUGUUCAUCAAGUGGAAAUCGAUGGGCGUGUUGUGGAAGUUUCGAAGAAAUACCUACCAAAUAUGGCUUGUGGAUUCGAUUCACCGAAACUUACACUUACGAUUGGCGAUGGUUUCGAUUUUAUGAAGAAGCAUGUCGGCCAAUUUGAUGUUAUCAUCACGGAUAGCAGUGAUCCAAUUGGACCAGCUGUCAGUCUCUUUCAAGAGUCAUAUUUUGCUCUAAUGAAAAAGGCACUCAAGCCAAACGGAGUGAUUUGCUCGCAAGGCGGCACUUUUUGGACAGAUAAUGAACAUGUUAAGGCUACAUUGGAUCAUUGCCGUAAACAAUUUUCCACCGUUGGAUACGCAGUUACAUCGGUGCCGUCAUAUCCAUGUGGCCAAAUUGGAUUCAUAAUUGCAUCUACCAACGAGGGACAUGCAUUGAAGACACCAAAAAAGGUCUUCACCGCUGAACAAUUGGACAGCAUGAACUUGAAAUAUUAUUCGGCUGAAACUCAUCGAGCUGCAUUCGAAGGAUUGCCGCGUUCCGUCGCCAAGGAAUUGUACAGUUAGCUUAUCGUGAAUGGCUCUCCAAUGGAACUAAAGUUCCAAUACUAUUGUAACAUCAAGUUACAAUCGAUAACUACAAUUUUACUUAAAUCGAUUGUAUCGUUGCAAUAAAAAACGCUUCAAUUUACAAUUUCUUAUCGAA